AUGGGUGAUUUUGGAUCGAAUGGAUCGUCAAGCAUGAGGAUUGUGAUGUAUCCGUGGCUAGCCUUUGGUCACAUGACUCCUUUUCUUCACCUCUCCAACAAGCUCGCAGAGAAAGGCCACAAGAUCGUUUUCUUGCUUCCCAAGAAAGCCUUGAACCAGCUCGAACCUCUUAAUCUCCACCCAGAUCUCAUCUCUUUCUACACUAUCUCCAUCCCUCACGUCAAAGGUCUUCCUCCUGGCGCGGAAACCAACUCUGACGUCCCCUUUUUCUUGACCCAUUUGCUUGCAGUUGCAAUGAACGAAACCCGGCCAGAGGUGGAGACCAUUCUCGGUACAAUCAAACCAGACUUGGUUUUCUACGAUUCCGCCCAUUGGAUACCUGAAGUUGCUAAACCGGUUGGCGCUAAAACCGUUUGCUUCAACAUCGUGAGCGCUGCGUCGAUCGCGCUGUCUCUUGUCCCUGCUGCUGAGAGAGAGGUCAUUGAUGGGAAGGAAAUGUCAGGGGAGGAGUUAGCUAAACCUCCUCUAGGUUAUCCUUCUUCAAAAGUCGUCUUGCUUGCACACGAAGCAAAAACCCUAGGCUUCGUGUGGAGGAAGCACGACGGAAUUGGAUCUUUCUUCGAAGGGAAAGUUACCGCGAUGAGAAACUGCGACGCCAUCGCUAUUAGGACUUGCCGUGAGACGGAAGGCAAAUUCUGCGAUUACAUCAGUAGCCAAUACGGCAAACCUGUUUACUUAACCGGACCGGUACUCCCCGGAUCCGAACCGAACCAGCGGUCCUUAGAGCCUCGAUGGGCGGACUGGUUAGCCAAAUUCAACCCUGGUUCUGUUGUGUUCUGCGCUUUCGGUAGCCAACCCGUUGUAGACAAGAUUGAUCAGUUUCAAGAACUCUGUUUAGGGCUAGAAUCAACCGGUUUACCGUUUCUUGUAGCGAUUAAGCCUCCUUCUGGUGUAUCAACCGUCGAGGAAGCGUUACCGGAAGGUUUCAAAGAGAGGGUUCGAGGACGUGGCGUUGUGUACGGAGGUUGGAUUCAGCAGCCGUUGGUGUUGAACCAUCCAUCGGUGGGAUGUUUCGUUAGCCAUUGCGGGUUUGGUUCGAUGUGGGAGUCUUUGAUGAGUGAUUGUCAAGUCGUUUUGGUGCCGCAGCACGGUGAACAGAUACUGAACGCUAGGCUGAUGACGCAGGAGAUGGAGUUGGCGGUGGAGGUGGAGAGGAAAGAGAAUGGUUGGUUCUCGCGGCGGAGCUUGGAGGAUGCUGUGAAGAGUGUGAUGGUGGAAGGUAGUGUUGUCGGUGAGAAAGUGAGGAAGAAUCAUGAGAAGUGGAGAUGUGUUUUGAGUGACUCUGGUUUUGCGGAUGGUUAUAUCGAUAAGUUUGAACAAAACCUAAUAGAUCUUGUAAAGGCAUGA
Microthlaspi erraticum is the source of this 1407-nucleotide messenger RNA. The record is from the annotation of a GenBank genome assembly. Lineage: Eukaryota; Viridiplantae; Streptophyta; Magnoliopsida; Brassicales; Brassicaceae.